Messenger RNA from Rhinopithecus roxellana (golden snub-nosed monkey), 2955 nucleotides. It is a transcript of the gene ECD, whose product is annotated as ecdysoneless cell cycle regulator. The record is from RefSeq and is a predicted model, not a curated record. Gene Ontology annotation, cellular component: nucleus. Lineage: Eukaryota; Metazoa; Chordata; Mammalia; Primates; Cercopithecidae. The coding region runs from base 221 to 2149 and encodes 642 amino acids. The transcript is spliced from 14 exons.
ACAGCAGUGACGACACACAAGGUUCCGGGGACUGAGCGGGUUUCAGACUUUCAGGAUUUCGGCUGGCCACAGGUCCCGGGCAGGCGUCAGGACAGAGCCUGAUCCAGGCUUCGGCCGCCUGUAGCAGCUCUCGAUCAGCUCUCGGAGUCGGAGAGGCGGCUAAGGAAAGGUGCCACAGCAGAAACGCGCAGGAGAGGCCCUGGAACCUUUUCAAAGAAGAAUGGAAGAAACCAUGAAGCUUGCUACAAUGGAAGACACAGUGGAGUACCGCCUGUUCCUGAUACCAGAUGAAUCAAGGGACUCAGAUAAACACAAAGAGGUUCUUCAGAAGUAUAUUGAGAGAAUAAUGACCCAGUUUGCACCUAUGCUGGUCCCCUACAUCUGGCAGAAUCAGCCUUUCAAUCUCAAAUAUAAACCUGGGAAAGGAAGUGUUCCUGCUCAUAUGUUUGGCGUGACAAAGUUUGGGGAUAAUAUUGAGGAUGAAUGGUUUAUUGUUUAUGUAAUAAAGCAGAUCACAAAGGAAUUUCCAGAGUUAGUAGCAAGGAUUGAAGACAAUGAUGGUGAAUUCUUGUUAAUAGAAGCUGCUGACUUUCUCCCUAAAUGGUUGGAUCCUGAUAAUAGCACCAAUAGGGUAUUUUUCCACCAUGGAGAAUUGUGUAUUAUUCCUGCACCAAGAACACCUGGAGCAGAAUCUUGGUUACCCACCACACCCCCAACAAUUCCACAAGCAUUGAAUAUAAUCGCAGCACAUCCAGAAAAAAUACUUGCUUCAGAAUCUAUACGAGCUGCUGUGAGUAGGCGCAUCAGAGGGUACCCAGAAAAAAUUCAGGUCUCCCUUCAUCGAGCACACUGCUUCCUUCCAGCUGGCAUUGUGGCAGUGCUAAAGCAGCGCCCCAGAUUGGUGUCUGCAGCAGUCCAGGCAUUUUACCUACGAGACCCUAUUGACCUGCGAGCCUGUCGUGUUUUCAAGACAUUCUUGCCUGAAACACGAAUAAUGACAUCGGUCACAUUCACUAAAUGUCUAUAUGCACAGUUGGUGCAACAAAGGUUUGUGCCAGACCGGCGGAGUGGAUACAUGCUGCCCCCUCCAUCUGAUCCCCAGUACCGAGCCCAUGAAUUGGGCAUGAAAUUGGCUCAUGGAUUUGAGAUCUUAUGCUCCAAAUGUAGCCCACAUUUUUCUGAUUGCAAGAAAUCCCUUGUGACUGCCUCACCGCUCUGGGCCAGUUUCCUUGCAAGUCUGAAAAAGGAUGAUUACUUUAAGGGACUGAUAGAAGGUUCUGCUCAGUACCGGGAAAGGCUAGAAAUGGCAGAGAAUUACUUCCAGCUCUCAGUAAACCGGCCAGAAAGUUCUCUUGCUAUGAGCCCUGGUGAAGAAAUCUUAACCUUAUUACAGACAAUACCAUUUGAUAUAGAAGACCUUAAGAAAGAAGAAGCUAAUCUUCCUCCAGAGGAUGAUGACCAGUGGUUAGAUCUCUCACCAGAUCAGCUGGACCAGCUGCUGCAGGAAGCUGCUGGCAAAAAAGAAUCAGAGUCUAUUUCCAAGGAGGAGAAGGAGCAGAACUAUGACUUAACUCAAGUCUCAGAGAGCAUGAAAGCUUUCAUAUCCAAAGUCUCAACCCACAAGGGAGCAGAGCUGCCUCAAGAACCUUCUGAAGCUCCAAUCACUUUUGAUGCAGAUUCUUUUCUUAAUUAUUUUGAUAAGAUUUUAGGGCCAAGGCCUCAUGAGUCAGAUUCUGAUGAUCUGGAUGACGAAGAAUUUGAAUGUUUAGAUAGUGAUGAUGACUUGGAAACACACGAACCUGGCGAAGAGGCUUCUCUGAAAGGAACUCUUAAUAAUCUCAAGUCAUAUAUGGCCCAGAUGGACCAGGAACUAGCACACACCUGCAUUGGCAAAAGUUUCACCACUAGGAAGCAAGUGGAACCUGUAUCCCAGACUACUGACAACAAUUCAGAUGAGGAAGAUUCUGAUACAGGAGAAUCUGUUAUGGCACCAGUAGAUGUAGACCUGAACCUGGUUUCAAAUAUAUUGGAAUCCUAUAGCUCCCAAGCUGGACUGGCAGGACCCGCUUCCAAUCUUUUACAAAGCAUGGGAGUGCAGCUGCCUGACAGCAUCGAUCACAGACCAACAAGUAAGCCAACGAAAAAUUAACCAGCACAUUUAGCUUCUCUUUUCUCUUUUUAAAAAAUAUUGAAUACGAUUCUGUUCAUUUCUAGUUUAAAUUACUCAUUUGGUAAAAAUGUUUCUUCAUUACAAGUUGUACAGAUUGACUUCUCCUACAUGAGAAUUGUGGCCCUCUUGGCACAAGUCUUUGUGAUCUCAGCUGUGGGUUACACACGGGUUUUGAACUCGGCAGGGUAGAAUCUAACCUCUAGACAACUUUGAGAUGAAAUUCACACACUUUGUGCUAAGGACACAGCCUACCACAAUAUACCCUUGGAGUAAUUCUAAAUAUUUAAAUUUCUCCCUUACUGCUAUUCAUCCUCAGAUCAAAAUUUCAGGCAGACAAAUUUGGAUUUGAUAACUCAUUCACUUUUUCUUUUCAAUUUUUUUUAAUGUGGCGUAACAUGCAUAUGGUUAAGUGCACAAAUCUUGAGUGUACAGUCAGUGAAUUUUUGCAUGUAUGUAUGUACCUGAAGCAAGAUAUAGAACUUACUUGUAAAUAACACCUAUAUUGAAAUAUAAGUCACAUACCAAAAAAUUUACCCUUUAUACAAUUCAGUGGUUUUUAGUAUAUUUACAAAAUUGUGCAACCAUCACCACCAUCCAAUUCUAGAAUAUUAGAAACCCCAUACUCACUAAUAGUCUCUCAUUCCCUUCUACUCCCAGCCCCUAGAAACCACUAGUCUACUUUCUGUCUCUAUGGAUUUGCCUAUUUUGGACAUUUCAUACCUGAUACUGUACUUGUUUUAAUUAAUUGGUUUGAUAUUUAAUAUAGCUGAUAUAUCUAUUGCUAA